AUGAACCAUUUCUAUCUGUGUCCCUUUAUACUGAUCAUUGCUCGCUGCAUACGGCCACAGGACAUCCGACUGACCACGUCAAAUCCGCAAGUCCUAUCAGGCGUCGUGACCAAGUACACCUGUUCGGCGCCCUUUUCAGCCGAUCCUAGUUUCCGAUGGUACGUUGACAACGAGCACGUGAACACCACCGCUGCUUCGGCCCUGUCCAUCCAGGUAAGCGGCCUCAGUGUGGAACGUACCCUGGAUACCGAAGCGCUCGCCUACAGCGUCCUUGAGAUCCGCGCCUACCAGCCAAAGACAGGCAUCGUCACCUGCUCGGUCUUCAUCAGAGGCACCGGCCUCACGGUCUCGUCCGCUUACGUGGUCACCUCCGAAGAUGACUUGCUGCACGCGUCUUACAACUCGUCCUGCACCCGAGACACUGUUUGCGUGGACGGCAACUCGAGCUGCUCUGUCGACCUCAGGACCCGAGUGUCCAAGUGUCUUUGCAAGAGAGGCUACCGCCACUACUCUCAGCUGCGGGCUAACUGCGCCGCGCACUAUGGUGGCAUCGGCUCGCCCUGUUCUAGCAACCAGGACUGCCUGGAGUGGGACAGAAACGCGCACUGUCACAACCGGAGGUGCUCCUGCAAGUCGCCUUUCAGCAACGAGUACCGGAUCGGCAAGUGCAUCAAGGAAGUCAGUCUCUUUGGCGCCUGUAGCGGCGAGUUUAUGUGCCUCGUGGAGCAUUCGUACUGCGCCAACCACACGUGCCAGUGUUUCCCAGGACGUGUGUACGACGGGAACAAGUGCUCGCUACUCAGGGAAGGCGAGGGUCUGAACUUUAAGAAGCUCUUCCUUAUUGGUUUGGUGAUCUUCAGCGCAAUUACCCUGCUACCCAUGGUUAUCAUGGCGACGAUAAGAGCCGUCUUCACGCUCAUGCCACUUCAUCAAGGAUCACGUGGGAGGAGACGGCGAAUCAUAAUAAGGUUGUUGUAA
Messenger RNA from Ixodes scapularis (black-legged tick), 978 nucleotides. RefSeq lists its product as uncharacterized. The transcript has a single exon. The coding region runs from base 1 to 978 and encodes 325 amino acids. The record is from RefSeq and is a predicted model, not a curated record. Lineage: Eukaryota; Metazoa; Arthropoda; Arachnida; Ixodida; Ixodidae.